Molecule: messenger RNA, 1763 nt
Organism: Linum tenue
Lineage: Eukaryota; Viridiplantae; Streptophyta; Magnoliopsida; Malpighiales; Linaceae
Source: the annotation of a GenBank genome assembly
GGGAAACUCAGAUCAGCUUCCCACCAAAAAGGUGUGAGAGAGAGAGAGACCACCUACGCGGGCGGGCCCACGCAGUCAGGCGUCGCGGUUUUACCCGGAUCCGGGAAAACUUUCAGGAGUCGGGAGAUUUUACUCUCAGUUCUUCCUGCACUCAGUUGCAGCCCCGGUGGUUAAUUUCCUACAUUCUGUUUCGCUCCUUGCCCGUCUCUCUCACCGUCGCUGAUCUAAGCAUCACGCAGUCACUUACUUUCGGAAUCGAGGGAAGGUGACUCUCCACCGAGAACGAUUUUCGCCGCCUUCUCUUUCCCGCCCUUCCUUCCACUGUCGCCGUUCGUUUAUUCGUUUCUCUCCUAUUUUCGUCUUCGUUUUGGAGUUCCGACUGAUGUUGGGUAUGUUAUUCGUAAGCUGUUGAAGUUUGUAUAGUGCAAUCCUCUGCAGGUGAAGGCAAGAUUCGAAGAUGUUGUGGGUGGACAAGUACAGACCCAAAACCCUAGACAAAGUGAUCGUUCAUGAAGACAUAGCCCAAAACCUCAAGAAACUAGUAGCCGAGCAGGAUUGCCCCCAUUUGCUCUUCUAUGGCCCUUCUGGGUCUGGGAAGAAAACUCUAAUCAUGGGUUUGCUCCGUCAAAUAUAUGGCCCUGGUGUUGAAAAGGUGAAGGUGGAGAAUAGGACAUGGAAAGUCGAUGCUGGUAAUAGAACAAUUGAUCUCGAGUUGACUACAUUAUCAACUGCAAACCACGUGGAAUUAAGUCCUAGUGAUGCGGGCUUCCAGGAUAGAUAUGUUGUGCAGGAUGUUAUCAAAGAGAUGGCUCGGAAUAGGCCAAUUGACUCGAAAGGAAAGAAAACAUUCAAAGUGGUAGUGCUUAAUGAGGUUGACAAGCUUUCAAGAGAGGCCCAACAUUCUCUACGAAGAACUAUGGAGAAAUAUAGCACUUCCUGCCGGCUAAUUCUCUGCUGUAACAGUUCUUCAAAGGUUACUGAAGCUAUUCGUUCCCGUUGUCUGAAUGUUCGUAUAAAUGCUCCUGCACAGGAACAGAUUGUUAGGGUCUUGGACUUUAUCGGGAAGAAAGAAGGGCUGGAAAUUCCACCCGGAUUUACUGCUCGUAUAGCUGAAAAAUCAAAUCGAAGUUUAAGGAGAGCCAUACUCUCAUUCGAGACUUGUCGGGUUCAACAGUACCCUUUCAAAAAUAAUCAAGAAAUCUCUCCAUUGGAGUGGGAAGAGUAUGUUUCCACCAUAUCCUCCGACAUAAUGAAGGAGCAGAGUCCUAAAAGAUUGUUUGAGGUUCGAGGAAAGUUGUAUGAACUACUUGUCAACUGUAUUCCUCCUGAGAUUUUGUUGAAGAGGCUUCUAUAUGAGUUACUGAAGAAACUGGAUGAUGAUUUGAAGCAUGAGGUCUGUCAUUGGGCUGCAUAUUAUGAACAUAGAAUGCGAUUGGGUCAGAAAGCCAUAUUUCAUCUCGAAGCAUUUGUGGCGAAGUUUAUGAGCAUAUACAAGUCUUUCCUGGUGUCGACAUUGAUGAUGUGAAGUUUGCGUAUGUUGUAAUUGUCACAUUCUCUCCUCACCCUUAGUGCUUUCUAUCGCCAAACAUAAGGAGAUUAUCUAUGUCCUUCCUUCCUUCCAUGUGAGCUUUGUGUUUGCGUGGUCAUUUCGUUCUUUAAAUUUUAUUGCUACUCUGUAGUUUUGGUUAAAUCGAAAGCGUAUGUGCUUAGUCCACCAUUCUCAUGCACAGUUAUAGAGAGUGGUGAAGCAAUAUGGACUGAUA